GGAGAAGACAGAAAUGAUUCGCUCAUAUAUUCAAGAGGUGGUACAGUACAUUAAAAGACUAGAAGAUGCCCAGACCAAAAGGCAGGAAAAACUUGUGGAGAAACACAAAGAGAUCCGUCAGCAAAUACUGGAUGAAAAGCCCAAGUUACAGGCUGAACUUGAUCAAGAAUAUCAAGACAAAUUCAAAAGACUGCCACUGGAAAUCUUGGAAUUUGUUCAAGAAGCGAUGAAAGGCAAAAUCAGUGAGGAUGGCGAUCACAGCUCUACUUCUUCUUCCCUGGCAUCCGAUGGUGGAAAAUUGAACCACAAACCACUGCAAAAUGAAGAGCUAGAAGAUAAUCCAGGAAAAGUAUUUGAUACACCUCUCUAACAGCUCCCACAAAGAUCCCCAUCUUAAAUUUCUCUGACAGAGCAAGUCACCAUGUUGUUCCCCAGGAAUGUUCCUCUUUUUGAAUGACCAUUGGGCAGCUUCAGAUAUGGAAGACCUCCAUUGGGAUUGUACUAAUUUCUAAAACAAAUGAGUUGGGUGUGGAAAUUACAUCCUGUUUGUAGGCCUUGUUUUUCUUUUUUAGUUUAAUGGCAUAAACCAAGAGGUCAGUGUUUAUCUGGCCAUAUUUACAUCAGUCAUUUUUAAACCAUGAGCAGGCUGGAGCAUUCUUUGGGGACCAGUAUGUUUUGUGCAAGUAAAUGUGUUUACAUCUCUUUAUGAAACAGAAGUGACACAAUAUUCCACCCACGGUUAUCACAGUAUCCGUAAUUGUUUGUUACUUCCUUGGCAACCACACCUUGAAAGCUUUCGUCAUCUUAACAAUGGCACUUUGAGAAAAGAAACUUUUUUUUUCCCUUUAGCUUUCUGUGCAGUGAUAGUUGGCUGUGUUGGUUGUGUCUCAACAGGGAACUAUCAGUGUUAGUUCUCUGUAACUGUGGUAACUACUACUGUAGAAUAUAUUCCCAAACCAAAAUCUCUUUAAGACAUAAUAAAAUGAUUAUACAUGCUUCAGAUGUGAUAGGAAUUCACAUAUGUGUAUGCACAUUCUGUCUCUGUAAAUCAAACAUAGAGGCAAGUUCUUGCUGAACUUGAGGUAAAAUUAAAAGCUUUAGGAAAGAGACUCAUACAGCCAUCAGAGAUAACUGAUACUGUUAUGAAAUAAUUGUUGCACAAUCAGAAUCUUUCAUUCAGACUUCUGUACUACUUUCAAAUGUAAGAUAUAUUCAAAAAUGUUGCUUUCAAUUAUUUUUGGGUUGCAUCAUUGACCUACCGUAAUUAUUAAACUGGUUUGUGCUAUUAUAUCUUUCUUCUUUUUUUUAAUCUAUGGAACGCACAUGGAAAUGCCAUUUCCCAAGGGUAUAGAAAUGUAGAUGUUUCAAAUUUAAAAUAUAUGUGAAAAAGAAUCAGAGAAAUCUGAUUAAUUCUACCCCUUUAUAUAGUUAACCUUACGAAGGUUACAGUUCCACCCCCAGCAUUCCUUACUGCUCUACCUUGUGGAUAUUACUGAAACACUAUGGUUUGUUCUGAUAGCGGUAAGGAGUUGGAAUACAUAACAGCGUAUAUGUAGUUUGUUUUCCCUCAGGAGCUCAGUAAAAAUAACUUAUUUUAUUUAAAUGCAAGCAAUAAAUAGAGAUCAAACAAAAUAGAAAUUGAAUUAAAUGCUAAGUGUACAUAGGGAAACUAAAAUUUUGGCUAAACAGUAUUUUUUUUUUCAUUAGCUACAUCAUGCAUGAAGAAAUGUUGCACAUUGUUAAGAGUAUAUAAAAGAUAAACUGCUUACAUUUUAUGGAGUAAUUUAGAGGAUAUAAUGGAAAUGAAAAGUAUCAUUUUGAUUUUAAGAAGAUGACUCCUAUCAUUUAUUCUACUUUUGCACUUUGAAGAUCAAUAUUAUUAAUCAUUAAAUAUAAAAACCUGGAAGGGUCAAAGUUUAAUGCUGCAUUUUCUAAGAUAAAAGUUAAAUAAGUUUGUUUCAAGUUAAGACAGGCUACAAUCAUCCAGUAUUGAUACUAGUUCUAUAGUUAUUUCUUUGCCAUGCUUGUAUACUGCAGUUUCAAACCAGUAGGAGAAACUCUGAUAAGCUUUUUAAUUUAUGAUGUAAAGUUACCAAGUUAAUGGUUGACAGAGUAGUUGGUUUUCAGUACAUUUGUAACUGAUCAUUGACUGUACUUACUUUUUUAAUAUCUGUACAGUGCCCCUUUUUGCAGUUGUAGUUUUAGUGUGUAAUAUUGUAUAUCUUGCAUUGUUAAAACUUGCAGUAAUACAUCAUUUAUCAUGAAUAUUACUUGAAAUAAAGUAAGGUAAUGAAAAAGGAGUCUAUGAUGUGAGAGUCUUGUGCCUUCUAUGUAUUUGCCUUGUUAUGUUGUUGAACAUGUCAAAAUAAUCUACUGUGGACAUUUUGCUAUAGAGAAUAGAGCUGCAUUGAAUUACAUUGGGCCCCACUGUAUACUUCAGAUACACUACUGAGAAUUGUUUUAGCAGCUUCGGACAGACCUUCACACAGAGAAUUUGGACAUUUUAACUGUCAACAUGGUUGUGAGAGUUUUCUUUUAGAUAGGGCUUGCUUUCAUUUGAAACUAACAUUAUUGAACAUUGGUAUAAAAUAAUGUAUGUGACUGGCUGAUUGGAAAUAGUGGUUUUGCUUUCACUUAGGGAAAAGAAUCAUUUAACAUGUAUAUAAUUUUAUUUUUCAGCCUUUAGAUGCAUAAUCCACAUUUUUUGUAAGAACCCUAUGCAAUUUUGUGGCAUGAUGUUUCUUCCACUUGUAAUUUAUGUGCUUUCAUCACAGAGCCAAAUAAAAUUUCUUAACAUUA
This is a messenger RNA of Thamnophis sirtalis, 2799 nucleotides long. The record is from RefSeq and is a predicted model, not a curated record. Lineage: Eukaryota; Metazoa; Chordata; Lepidosauria; Squamata; Natricidae.